AUGGCUAGAGAUAUAAUUGCUUUAGACGAUCUUACGGUUAAUAACCUUGGUACAUUUAAAAAAAUCAAUGAAGUAACAUUACCUAUAAAAUAUCCUGAAUCAUGGUAUAAACAAUCAUUAGAAUCAUCAAACUCAAUUGUGCAAUUAGCUUAUUAUUCAGAAUUACCAGUUGGUGCAAUUAAAGCAAGAACUUUUCAUAAUAAUCAUAGUUUAAAAUUCAAUGAUUUUAUAAAUAAUCAACUGGUUAUAUUAUCUAAAACUCCAAAUUCUGUAUAUAUUGAAAGUUUUGCCGUAUUAGUAGCGUACCGUAAUUUAGGUAUUGGUAAAAAAUUAUUACAAUAUUUAAUUGAUGAAACUAAAAAGAAGUUUAUUCAUGAAAUUAUAAUUCAUGUUCAUGUUCAAAAUGAAGAAUCUAUCAAUUGGUAUAAGAAACAAGGGUUCAAACAAGGCGAAAUAGUUAAAGAUUAUUAUAAAGAUCAAAACUUGGAUACUCCAGAUGCCUUUAUAUUCACAUUAUCCGUAUAA
Candida tropicalis MYA-3404 is the source of this 525-nucleotide messenger RNA. RefSeq names its product peptide alpha-N-acetyltransferase subunit (gene NAT5). The coding region runs from base 1 to 525 and encodes 174 amino acids. Gene Ontology annotation, biological process: mitotic sister chromatid cohesion. Gene Ontology annotation, molecular function: acyltransferase activity, transferring groups other than amino-acyl groups. The record is from RefSeq and is a predicted model, not a curated record. The transcript has a single exon. Gene Ontology annotation, cellular component: NatA complex. Lineage: Eukaryota; Fungi; Ascomycota; Pichiomycetes; Serinales; Debaryomycetaceae.